Molecule: messenger RNA, 1869 nt
Organism: Lasiodiplodia theobromae
Lineage: Eukaryota; Fungi; Ascomycota; Dothideomycetes; Botryosphaeriales; Botryosphaeriaceae
Product: MFS transporter
Exons: 3
Coding region: 1-1869 (622 amino acids)
Biological process (GO): transmembrane transport
Molecular function (GO): transmembrane transporter activity
Source: RefSeq, a predicted model, not a curated record
AUGAUGGCUACUCAUGACCGUCCGGGCCUAUCAGUUCCUAUCGAAGACCGGACCGAAUCUCGAGGUCGGGAUGAAGACACCAUCCAAGCCGCCGAUAAACCUGAAGCUGCAGAAACGCACACGCCGGCUGGAAACCACGAGGUCAGCGAUGCCAGAAAGGAUACAGACACAACAACGGAUGUCGAGGCGGCAGCAGCGGAGCCUCCAAAGCCACCAAUUCAUUCGGUAUUUUCCAAGAAGACCAAGGUUCUCAUCAUCACCAUGACUACCAUGGCGAGCUUCUUCUCUCCCGUUUCCGGUCAGAUUUACUUACCUGCAUUGAACACGCUGGCCAAGGAAUUCCACGUCUCGCUCGCCGCCAUUAACUUCACGGUCACGAGUUACAUGAUCCUACAAGGCAUUGCACCCAUGUUCUUCGGCGACCUAGCAGAUCAAGUAGGCAGACGCCCAACCUACAUUUGCUGCUUCACCAUCUUCUUCUUCGCAAACCUGGGCCUGGCGUUACAGCGCGACUACGCGGCGCUGCUAGUGCUCCGGGCCAUGCAAAGCAGUGGCAGCAGCGGCGUCAUCGCCCUGGGGAACGGCGUCAUAUCCGACGUGACGACCAGCGCGGAACGCGGCUCCUACGUAGCCUGGGUACAGAUGGGUACCCAGUUGGGGCCUGCUCUUGGUCCUAUCCUCGGCGGCAUCCUCGCGCAAUUCCUUGGGUGGCCAUCCAUCUUCUGGUUUCUUCUCAUCAGCGGCGGCAUAUACCUGAUCCUCUACAUCAUUCUGAUCCCGGAGACAAGCAGAAACGUUGUCGGCGACGGCUCGCUUCCACCGCAAGGCUGGAACAAGUCCCUGCUCAACAUCAUGGCAGAGCGUAGGCGUAAGAAAAACGGACUCGAGCGCACCGUCUCGCGGCAGGCGAAGCAUGAGGAGAGCAAGCGGCUGGCGGAACAGCGGCAUUUGCGCUUCCCGAACCCACUACAGGCGUUGCGAAUCGUUGUUGAAAAGGACGUGUCUCUGGUUCUCCUGGCGCUGUCUAUAGCCAUGACGGGUUUCUUCUGCAUGAUCGUGCCCAUGCCCGGCAUCUUCGCCGACACGUAUGGCUUCAACGACCUCCAGAUCGGCCUCUGCUACAUACCUUUCUCAGCGGGUGCUAUGCUCGGCAGUCUUGCAUGCGGUCGCUUCCUCGAUCGCAACUUCCGUCGUGUCGCCGCCAAACACGGCAUCACCGUCGACCGCAAGCGCGCCAGUAGCAUGCGCAAUUUUCCCAUUGAGCGCGCUCGGCUCGAGAUCAUCUGGGUUCCGCUAGUUAUCGGCAGUUCAUCGACACUCGUAUGGGGCUGGGUCCUCCGCGCGCAAACCUCCCUCGCCGCCCCGCUCGUCAUCCUCUUCGUCGGCGGCGCGAUGCUGUCGGGCACCAUGUCGAUGCUGAUCACGCUGCUGGUCGACCUGUACCCGCAGCGCGCGAGCACGGCCAUGGCAGGGCUGAACCUGUGCCGCUGCAGCAUGAGCGCGGCCGGCACAGCCUCCGUCGAGUACAUCAUCGCCGCGUGGGGGCUCGGCUGGACGUACACUUUCAUCGGCGGGCUGAUGCUGGUGCUGAGCGUGCCGGCGCUGGCGGUCGUCGUGUGGAGGGGCCCCGUGUGGCGGGAGGAGAGGCAUGUGAGGUUGGAGAGGAGGGAGGAGGAGAAAAAGAAGAAGAAGAGGAGGAAGAUGGAGGAGCAGCAGAGGGGGAGGGCGGAGGGGGGAGAGGAGCAGGUGCGGGAGGGUGAGGAUAAAAGUGAUAGUAAGGCGGUGUCGGCGGCGGAGGAGGAGGAGGAGAAGGAGAAUGAGGUGAGACUGCAGAAUGGCGGCGGUGCCCAGCCUGAUAAACGAGAAUAA